Molecule: messenger RNA, 2559 nt
Organism: Perognathus longimembris pacificus (Pacific pocket mouse)
Lineage: Eukaryota; Metazoa; Chordata; Mammalia; Rodentia; Heteromyidae
Gene: Tlr1
Product: toll like receptor 1
Exons: 2
Coding region: 155-2533 (792 amino acids)
Biological process (GO): toll-like receptor signaling pathway; inflammatory response; immune response
Cellular component (GO): Toll-like receptor 1-Toll-like receptor 2 protein complex; membrane
Molecular function (GO): transmembrane signaling receptor activity; Toll-like receptor 2 binding; lipopeptide binding
Source: RefSeq, a predicted model, not a curated record
AGAAUAUUCAUGAACGCAUUUGUGGGUGGAGACCAGACUUUCUUGAUGUUAGAAGAAGUCAGGAUAACCAAAGCAUCACAGAGUACUCCUACAAAAAGGAUUCAUAUCAGUGUCAAGAUGCUCUGAAGAACAGCAACCAUCUCAGUAUUCCAAAAUGUCUAAAAGGAAGCCUAGCAUCUUCUAUUGUGUUAUCGUCUUUGUCUUAACAAUUCUCAAGAUACAAAUAUCUGACGAAAGUGAAUAUAGAGUUGACAGGUCAAAAGCAAACCUCACCCAUGUUCCCCAAGACUUACCUGGGAGAACAACGACUUUAGAUAUAUCACAAAAUUACAUAUCUGAGCUUCAAACUUCUGAUCUCCGACCGCUACCAAAGCUGAGGGCUUUGAUAAUAUCUCACAAUAGAAUCCAGUAUCUUGAUAUCAGAGUUUUCCAGUUCAACACAGGACUGGAGUACUUGGAUUUGUCUCACAACAAGUUGAGGAUGCUUUCUUGCCACCCCACAGUGAACUUCAAGCACUUAGACCUCUCAUUUAAUUCAUUUGAUGUCCUUCCCGUAUGCAAAGAGUUUGGCAAUAUGUCCCAACUAAAAUUUCUGGGGUUGAGCGCUACUCAGUUACAAAAGUCUAGUUUGCAGCCAAUUGCUCACUUGAAUGUCAGUAAGGUUUUGCUGGUUUUAGGAGACACGUAUGGGGAAAAAGAAGACCCUGAAAGUCUUCAAGACUUCCAUACAGAGAGUCUACAUAUAGUUUUCCCCACCAGGAAGGAGUUCUACUUCACUUUGGAUGUGUCAGUCAGCACUGCAGUUAGUUUGGAACUCUCUAAUAUCAAAUGUGUGGUGCAUGAGAAGCAAUGUUUUUAUUUCCUAAAUGUUUUAUCGAAACUUCAAAAGAAUCCAAGCUUAUCAAAUCUCACCUUAAACAACAUUGAAACAACUUGGGGUUCUUUCAUUCGAAUUCUGCAGUUGGUUUGGCAUACAACCAUCAAGUAUUUCUCAAUUUCAAAUGUGAAACUCCAAGAUAAGCUUGAGAACAGAGUGUUUUAUUAUUCAGGCACAUCUCUAAAGGCUUUGUCUGUACGACAUGUUGUUAGUGAUGUGUUCAGUUUCCCACAAAGUAAUAUCUACAAAAUCUUUGCAAAUAUGAAUAUCCAAAACCUCACAGUGUCUAAUACACACAUGAUCCACAUGCUUUGCCCAUCCCAAGUUAGUCCGUUUCUGCAUUUGGAUUUUUCCAAUAAUCUCUUAACAGACAAGGUAUUUACAGAUUGUGAGCACCUAAUUAAGUUGGAAACGCUUCGUUUACAAAUGAAUCAGUUAAAAGAACUUGUAAAUGUAAUUUAUAUGACCAACAAGAUGAAGUCUUUACAACAAUUGGAUAUUAGCCAGAAUUCUCUAAGGUAUGAAGAUGUAACUGCUUGUUCUUGGGCUAAAACUUUAUUAAUUUUAAAUAUGUCUUCCAAUGCACUUACUGAUUCUAUUUUUAGAUGUCUGCCUCCCAAAGUCAAGGUUCUUGAUCUUCACAAUAACAGAAUAACAAACAUCCCCAAGGAUGUCAUCCAUUUGGAAGCUUUGCAAGAACUCAACAUUGCCUUCAAUUCUUUAACUGACCUUCCUGGAUGUGGUCCCUUCAGCAGCCUCUCUGUGCUCAUCAUUGACCACAACUCAGUGUUCCACCCAUCAGCUGAUUUCUUCCAGAGCUGCCACAGGAUUAGGUCAAUAAAUGCAGGCAGCAACCCAUUUCAAUGUACAUGUGAGUUAAGAGAAUUUGUCCAAAACCUAGGCCACAUAUCAAGUGAAGUGAUAGAGGGCUGGCCUGAUGCCUAUAAGUGUGACUAUCCUGAAAGGUCUAAAGGAACCCUACUAAAGGACUUCCACAUGUCCCCGUUAUCCUGUAACACAGCUCUGCUCAUUGUCACUAUUGGGGCCACCAUGCUGGUGUUGACCGCCACAGUGACCUUCCUCUGCCUCUACUUGGAUCUGCCAUGGUAUCUCAGGAUGGUGUGCCAGUGGACCCAGACCCGGCGCCGGGCGAGGAAUGUCCCCCUAGAGGAACUCCAAGGAACUCUCCAGUAUCAUGCUUUCAUAUCGUACAGUGGGCAGGAUUCUGCCUGGGUGAAGAGUGAAUUGCUACCAAAUCUAGAGAGAGAAGGUACACGGCUUUGCCUCCAUGAGAGAAACUUUGUUCCUGGCAAGAGCAUUGUGGAAAAUAUUAUAAAUUGCAUUGAGAAGAGUUAUAAGUCUAUCUUUGUCUUGUCUCCCAACUUUGUCCAGAGUGAGUGGUGUCAUUAUGAGCUCUAUUUUGCCCACCACAAUCUCUUCUAUGAAGGGUCUGAUAAUUUAAUCCUGAUCUUGCUGGAACCCAUCCCACACUAUUCCAUUCCUAGCAGCUAUCACAAACUCAAAACUCUCAUGACCCAGAGGACUUACUUGGAAUGGCCCAAGGAGAAGAGCAAACAUGGAUUGUUUUGGGCCAAUCUAAGAGCAGCCAUUAAUGUUAAAUUGAUGGGACAAGGAAAAGAAAUGAAUCACACUUAGAACUAAAAAUGUUGCUAAGUUUUGAA